CGGGCUACCGUAGCUCUCCGACAUAUUGUUUGUGUGAGAGAAGCAAAUUCUCGAAGGCAAGGAGAUAGAGGGGAUUACUUACAAUUUAUUUAUUAGCAAGGGAGAGUUUUUCCGCAUACACAGGACAUAAUGGAUACGGCAGCAAGUCCUGCGAAGGAUAACUACAGGAUGAACCGUUACAAGAACAAAGCGCUGAACUUGGAGGAGAUGCGGCGCCGGCGGGAGGAGGAGGGCAUCCAGCUCAGGAAACAGAAGCGAGAGCUGCAGCUUUUCAAAAGGAGAAACGUGGAGCUGCUGAACGAGGAGGCGGCUACGUUUGAGUCCCCCCUCAUGGACCCAUUCCUCACGUCUGACUCCAACCCGGAUGGAGUCAUCACAAGAGACAUGGUGGAGAUGCUUUUCUCUGAUGACUCAGAACUCCAGUUAGCCACAACACAGAAGUUUAGGAAACUACUAUCCAAAGAGCCCAAUCCACCCAUAGAUGAGGUCAUCAGCACACCCGGGGUAGUGAAUAGGUUUGUGGAGUUCCUCCAUAAAAGCAGCAAUUGCACAUUACAGUUUGAGGCAGCCUGGGCUCUCACCAACAUCGCGUCCGGCACGUCCCACCAGACCAAGGUGGUAAUCGAGGCCGGCGCCGUGCCCGUCUUCAUCGAGCUCCUCAACUCCGACUUUGAAGACGUCCAGGAGCAGGCUGUGUGGGCUUUGGGCAACAUUGCGGGCGACAGCGCCAUGUGUAGAGAUUACGUGCUGAACUGCACCAUCCUCCCUCCUCUACUAACGCUGCUGACCAAAUCGACCCGGCUGACCAUGACCAGGAAUGCUGUGUGGGCCCUGUCCAACCUCUGCAGAGGCAAAAGCCCGCCGCCCGACUUUGAAAAGGUGUCCCCGUGUCUGCCCGUGCUGUCACGCCUGCUCUUCAGCAGUGACAUUGACCUGCUGGCCGACGCCUGCUGGGCCCUGUCCUACCUCUCCGACGGGCCCAACGAGAAGAUCCAGGCAGUCAUCGACUCGGGAGUCUGCAGGAGGCUGGUGGAGCUACUCAUGCACACAGACUACAAAGUUGCUUCACCUGCACUGCGAGCUGUGGGGAACAUAGUCACCGGCGACGACAUUCAGACUCAGGUGGUGCUGAACUGCUCAGCCCUGCCCUGCCUCCUGCACCUCCUCAGCAGCGCCAAGGAGUCCAUCAGGAAGGAGGCCUGCUGGACCAUCUCCAACAUCACAGCGGGAAACCGGGUUCAGAUCCAGACUGUAAUAGAUGCAAAUAUCUUCCCCGUGCUCAUCGACAUCUUGCAGAAGGCAGAGUUUCGCACUCGAAAGGAGGCGGCCUGGGCCAUCACCAACGCCACCUCAGGGGGAACCGCCGAACAGAUCAGGUACCUGGUGAAUCUGGGCUGCAUUAAGCCCCUGUGCGACCUGCUGACGGUGAUGGACUCUAAGAUCGUGCAGGUGGCCCUGAACGGCCUGGAGAACAUCCUGCGGCUGGGCGACCAGGAGGCCAAGCAGAGCGGCAGCGGAAACAACCCCUACUGCGGUUUCAUCGAGGAGGCCUACGGGCUGGACAAGAUCGAGUUCCUGCAGAGCCACGAGAACCAGGAGAUCUACCAGAAGGCAUUUGACCUGAUCGAGACCUACUUCGGCGUGGAGGAGGAGGACGCCAACCUGGCCCCACAGGCUGAUGAAAACCAACAGCAGUACCUCUUCGCCCAGCAGGAGGCCCCCAUGGAAGGCUUCCAGCUAUAACCAGCUCCCCCCCUUCUCCUUCACUCCGGUCCCCUUAGAUAUCCCGCCCUGUUCCCCUCUGUAUUCCCUGAUUAAUCAAAGCUGUGCAGAACACGGAACCAUGCGGCUGGGCCGAGGGCAGAACUAAAAGAGAACCCCAGCAUCCAAUACUAUCACACAGAAGUGAAAGGGGGUGAACCCUUUCUCCCCCCCCCCCCCCCACAGUUAAGUCAGAGACUUCUGCAGAGGAAGAAAACCACUGCUGAAAAUCCUUUUCAAGUUUUAUUUCAGGUCUUUUAAUUCAUUUUUUAUUUCAUUAAAUUUUGUUUUCCCCCUCUGUGGGUCCUGUGCAGUUCCCUUUCAAAGCACAUCCCCCAUUAGGUCAAUGUACAAAACAGAGGCUUUUACAUGAAAGUCCUCAAUUCUGAUCUAUUAGAAGAUGGCAAAUGUUUCUAAACAUACUGCUCAGUUCCCACUCAAAUAUAUUCUUUGAAAUAUAUCGGGGCGGUUUUCUUCUUUUGUUGUUGUUGUUUUUUCCUUCUCCGAUCACCUUAACCCUUUCCCUUUUGUAAUAUUAAUUCACCUGAUCCAUGCUGCUUUCCAUAUGGAUAUAGACUCUCUGGUUUCCAACUGAGCUGCAGGGUACAACCCCCAGGUCUUUGUAUUUUUAUUUUUUUUAUUUGAGGGGAGAAGGUGAAUAUUUAGUUGCACCUCAAGCUCUUUGGGCAAGAAAACUUGCUGGAAAUGUUCAGUUAAGACAGUUAUUUUCUUUUCUUUUUUUUUUUUGCUGGGCCUGAGGUGGGUCUUAAGCGAUGCCACCAGGCAGCAGAGCUGUUGAUGAGGGGAGGCGUUGUGAAAUGGGCGUAACGAGACGAGGGGCGUUGAGGUGAAACAUUGGAAAGCUUAAAUAAGCUGACGUAUUGGUUACUAGCUAAUCAGAAAUGGUAAAACUAGCGCUAUGUUGUUCGUGGUGUGCAGUGUUCUAAAUAAUGAUGCAUUUGACAUAUGAAGUGAAUUAACUAUUAAAUGCAAGAUAAACAUUUUUUUUUUUUUAAAUGCAAAUCUGAGGGCUAGGACUUUCCUCUACCAUUAUUACUUUUGUUCGAGGUUCUUUUGGUUGCUUAUAAUUUUAGGAAAGAGUACGGUAGGGAGGUGGUGGUGGGUACGGAGUUGGGUUGGUAAUUACCUUUCACGUAGAUGCGUUUUGGUUUUGGUUUACCGCCAGUGUUUCCAUUUUGUGUUCAUUCGAAGCCUGGUGUAUAUAUCCGGUGGGGGUAAAGUAGUCUAAAAGUUCUUGGCUCCGAUCGCCCUCAGUUUGUGCAUGUUAGGGUUUUGCAUGGUGUUGUAUUAAUCUACCAACGGUCAUGGAAUGUCCCUUGCCAAACUCUAGGACUAGUAUGGAGGGCAAGUGAAGACUCCAAGUCCUGUCAGCUUGUCUGUAGAAAUUAACUAUUAUUUCCCCCCCACUCAUACAUUUGUUUUGGUUAGUAGAACUGCCAAUCCUAACUGAAGCAGUAUUUUUUCUUUUGUUUAAUACAAUAUAAAAUAUUUCAUUUUGUGUAGGCCUACUCUUUGUGCUUGUAUUCUUUAGCUCUCGUGACAACUGAGAUUUGGCAAGGAACAUGCAUUUUAUCAUGACAAACCUAACAGAAGCAGAAAAAUAUAUAUUGUAUAUUUAAAAAUAAAAGCGUUGCACACACUUCAUGAAUACAUGCAGACAAGAUCAGCAUACACAGCAUACACCACACACAGAUGAAGAAUACACAGUGGAGGGGAAAAUGGCUUCCAUAAUCUAACCUUUUCUGUCAACAUCUUUUUCCUUUUUUUUUUUUUUCCUUUCUUUGUUUAUUUUGUUCCCCACAUGCAACCAGUUCCUUCUGUGUUCUUUUUUUUUUUCUUCCAAUCUGAGGUUUGCACUUUUUGUGUUAUGCACUUCACUGUAGUGUCCAGCUGAAAAAAACUGAGUUCUCCCUCAAAGCAAUGCUUUUGGUGUUUCACUUAAGAGGGUGGUCUUGAGGUGUAGGGUUAGUUUUAGAUGCAUGGAUUAGGUGGAAAAAGGAAAUGAAAGUUCGCUAACAGACAUUGUUUUACUUUCGUUAUCUUCGUAGUUCUGUUUAACCUUAAAAUCAAACAAAACCCAUCCCCUUUAUUUACCUCUUAAACAAAAGAUAGAGCGAAACUGUGACUUGCGUUGUUGUAAUUCAUAUUAACUUUAGUAUGGAAGCAUUUUUUUUUUCCUCUACCUCUAUGCCACACGGACUGGUGCUUUAACUGAGUGUGGGGAUUAGGGAUGGUGGGGUGGGUGAAGCCAGUGGCUCUCCUGGUGUUGUGUGACGUUGACUUGACAGGAGCUGUGAAAGCGUUAGCUGUACCCUUGUGUUCACAACCGAGACUGGAAGCUUCAGGGCUGUGAGGAUGAGGGAUUCAUGGUGAAAACCAAGGCGGCUAGCUGCCUGAUGUUGACUCCGUAGAGUAGAAUAGUCUGAAAAUCGCUGUUGUAUUACAUUUCAAGAAAAACCUACUUUGAAAUCUAGAGGCUUAAGCAUUUGAAGAAAUAUCCUGAAAAGUUAUCUGUUGCACUCAGAUUACAGCUUGCAGCUAGGCUUUUAAGACCACAUGCACCCUACUUCUGAGUGGUCAUGAAGUCUCUCUUGCUCUUUUCCAAUGACUUGGCUCUUAGCAAUUUACUCCAGUGUGAUAGAGAGAUGUUUAGGGCAUAUUUGUGAUGGACAAAAAAACUAACCAGUUUGUUCAGAUUGAUCAGGUUUUUUGGCUUUCACAGGAAAAUGGCUCUUUACUAAUCCUGGUUACAUUGUGUAUCAGAGAUAGACAAAAGAAUAGACCACCUGCCGCUCCACAUCGCCUAAGAUGGAGAGUUUAGCUAAUAUCAGUACAACUUUGGUCCCUCAUUUCAUACGUCCCAGGGUCUGUAAGACCUCUGGGUUUACUUAAAAGAAUCAAGUGGAUCAAUAAAAAAAGAAUUUAUGAAAAAAAAAAAAAAGAAACUCAAAGAAUUUAAUAAAAAAUGUAAUGCACUCCUAUUCACUAAAGUGCCAAUCCGACCAACAAAGACUGCAGGUUGAUAUGUAUCUAUUGUCUUUGGUUUAUUUUUAUUUUUUUACUUGAAUGUGCACAGCUUUUUGUGCAAAAAUCUUGCUGCUCUAUUUCUUACUAAUCAUUAAAAAGUUUCAGUAUCUGUAGCCGUUUCUUUAAAGAAGGGGCAGCCUUUAGUUUGUGCACCAAAUUGAUAAAUUGGUAAAGAGUAAAAGAAUAAUGGAACAACUUUUAAGAAAAAAAAGGACGUUUUUUCUGUUGGACUUAUUGUUUACUCUUCAGUCAGAUGCAGAUGCAAAGGAAAUGCUGUGUUUUUUCCUGUCUAUUAAUGUGUUAUUUGUGCAGAGAAUCUAGUCACAACAGAGGAGGUUUUCAGAGAAAGUUGCCAUUCAUUUGCUAUAAUUUAAAUCCAAGUCAAACCACUUGGGGCAUUAGGAGGGAUCAUGAUGUGGUCAAUCCUCUCUCCCUGUUGAGGUCACCGUUUAAGAAACUUCAAGAUUUGCACAGAUGGGCCAAUAACUUAUUACCAGCCAGCAGUUAAGAAAAUGUCAAGGUUAUACUUUUCAUUGCCUUCAAUGAGUCGCUGUUUGUAGUGAUGGUCCUGUGUGUUGGCUCUGUAAGGGGCUUAUGCAGGGACUGUGAAGACUCAAUCUAUAUUUUUUAGACUGACCAUCCAUUUUUUUUUUUUUUUUAACUUAGCACAAGCGACAAUAAAGCCCUCCCUAUCUACGACCUGAAUCUGUUGAAGCUGUUUCUGUGGAAUCAUGGAACCCAUUCUGUAUAUUAGAAUGGGUAUUCCUAUGAACUGUCAAAGAAGCAACCGCAAGCUGCAAUAACCAUGUCCCAAAUCCGACUACCCAAGGAUAAAGACCUCCACCAGGCUUCUUCUGCAGUUUUUACUCACCGUGGCAGAUGCCGCCACCACAUGACAUUUUCGCAAAAAAGAUUGGAGCUUUGAAACUCUCAUAACUGAGAUAUUUGAAAUAAAUCAAGUAGGACAUUGAUGCCACUGGCAGAGAAGAUGGUUUACCUGCUCCUGCAUCAACAAUGACUUCUGAGAAGUGCAAAAAAAAACAAAAACAAAAACAAAAAAAAAAAGAUAUUUUAGCCGCAUAUUGGUAUAGUAAAGACAAAUUGGGUCUUUCUGGUCUUCCGUCCUGGAUCUUGUAAAUGUGUAAAUCUCUUCCAAAUCCCAAUCCAGUGUUUACAACAGUUGUUAUUUUUGUGAAAUGUUUUCAUACACCCUAUUCUGACACUCCCCAUUUCCCUUGAUGGAAGAUGUACUUUGGUCCUGUAGUUUCUCUCUUGAAAUGUAUUUAUAUUUAAUUUGGGUGUGGAGGGGAGUGUGGGCAGACGAUCAUUUUCUUUGGCUGUUACCCAUCUUACACUGCGACUGACUUGACUUAACCGACCGUAUGAAUGAGUGACGAAACUGAUAACACAUAUACUGAACAUGUCACACAAACAUGGAAAAAACUAUGUAUAUUUAACAAUAUUGAACAAAUGUUUAAAGGAGUUUUAAAAAGGUUUUGUCCAGGAUACAAAUACUGUACAAAAACGAAAUAAAACUAAAAUGCUGUUGCAAUCA
Molecule: messenger RNA, 6364 nt
Organism: Clupea harengus (Atlantic herring)
Lineage: Eukaryota; Metazoa; Chordata; Actinopteri; Clupeiformes; Clupeidae
Gene: kpna6
Product: karyopherin subunit alpha 6
Biological process (GO): protein import into nucleus
Cellular component (GO): cytoplasm
Molecular function (GO): protein binding; nuclear import signal receptor activity
Source: RefSeq, a predicted model, not a curated record